This is a messenger RNA of Clupea harengus (Atlantic herring), 1661 nucleotides long. RefSeq names its product lipoic acid synthetase (gene lias). Gene Ontology annotation, biological process: lipoate biosynthetic process. NCBI's taxonomy places the organism in Eukaryota, Metazoa, Chordata, Actinopteri, Clupeiformes, Clupeidae. The record is from RefSeq and is a predicted model, not a curated record. Gene Ontology annotation, molecular function: lipoate synthase activity; 4 iron, 4 sulfur cluster binding. Gene Ontology annotation, cellular component: mitochondrion.
GUCAGAGUUCAAUUUUUUAAGAACAUCUUUGAAAAUAUGUAGUUUGGGUUGUGGUAUUAUGACGGUUUUCAAAUGUCGAACGUUUUUGUAAACGUUGAAAUUCUUGUUGUCUGGCAGGGCGAAGCAAUCGAUAAACGAUAUGUGUUGUCAUUGACGGAAGGUUGGGGCCACCAUUUAGUCAUGGCGUUGUUAAAACAAAGUUGUGUUGUCGCUGGUCGUUUCACAUGUAAUCAUCUUUUUCUCCAGUCUAGAUGUAUCGAUGCGUCACAUAUUUACACUAGUGGCUUGACCACUGCCGCGAAGGCGGCUCCCACGACGAAGGAUCGCAAGAAGGAAUUAAGUGAAGACGGGCCUGAUCUACAGGACUUUAUCUCAGGUGAACUUUCAGACAAGGACCAAUGGGAAGAGUACCGUGGCAACUUGAAGCGCCAGAAAGGAGAGAGGCUGAGACUGCCCCCCUGGCUGAAGACAGAGAUCCCUAUUGGCAAAAACUUCAACAAACUCAAGAACACACUGAGAGACCUGAAUUUGCAUACGGUGUGUGAGGAGGCGAGAUGUCCAAACAUUGGGGAAUGCUGGGGAGGAGGAGAGCAUGGUACAGCUACUGCCACAAUCAUGUUGAUGGGGGACACAUGCACGCGAGGAUGCCGAUUUUGUUCUGUGAAGACCGCACGCAAGCCUCCCCCACUGGACCCCAAUGAGCCCGUGAAUACAGCAACAGCCAUCGCUGCCUGGGGGCUGGACUAUGUAGUCUUGACCUCAGUGGACCGGGAUGACUUACUUGAUGGAGGGGCAGAACAUUUUGCCCAAACAGUGAUAAACCUGAAGCAGAGGAGCCCGACCCUAUUGGUGGAAUGCCUGACUCCUGAUUUCCGUGGAGACUUGAGUGCUGUGGAGAAGCUCGCCCUGUCAGGGCUGGAUGUGUACGCCCAUAAUGUGGAGACCGUGCGAGAGUUGCAGAAGUUUGUACGUGACCCUCGGGCCAACAUUGACCAGUCUCUGGCUGUCCUACGCCAUGCCAAGGCAGUGAAUACCACUAUCCUCACUAAGACCUCCAUCAUGCUGGGACUGGGGGAGACUGAUGCACAGAUAUACUCAACCAUGAAAGAGUUGCGUGACAAUGGAGUAGACUGUCUGACUCUGGGUCAGUAUAUGCAGCCAACUAAACGCCACCUGAAGGUGCAGGAGUAUGUCACUCCAGAGCGUUUUGCCCACUGGGAAAAGGUGGGGAAAGAAUUGGGCUUUGUCUACACAGCUAGUGGUCCGCUUGUGCGUUCUUCUUAUAAAGCAGGUGAAUUCUUCCUGAAGAAUCUUCUGGAAAAGAGGAAGGCUGCUACACCCGAAUAAACCUUACUACUUCAGAUGUUUAUCCAUCCCAUCUCCUUUGCAGUUAUAUCUAAUAACUACUACAAUCACUUAAUCCACACAUAAUCCAUACAUAAUCUUGGGGAAAGGACCAAAAGAGAAGGACUGCAAACACAGGCUUGUGUCACUAUUCAGAUCUGCACAGGAUACAUAUUUCAUUUGUUCAUUUUCUCACGCUUAAGUUCAUUUAAGUUUAAUAAAUGCUCUCAUAGUGAGAGUAUGAAAUUAUCAUUGUAGCUGCUUUAUAAAGAGUUUGUAAAAUAUGGAUAUGAAUACAAAUAAAGCUAUGAACAAGA